AUGCCCAAUCAAGACACAAAGACGAAGAGCACAGAGAAAGCAACUGAUAAGCAACAAGGGACCGCCAUCAGGGACUAUUCAGAUCUUAAAAGACUUCGGUGCCUGUUGAACGUUCAGUCAAGCAAACAGCAGCUUCCAGCCAUUAACUUUGACAGUGCCCAAAAUAACAUGACAAAGUCUGAGCCGACCAUCAAGACAGGGGGACACAGAGCUCGCAGUCAAUGGCAUGAGUCCACAGAAGCAGUUGAACUUGAAAAUUUUAGUAUAAACUACAAGAAUGAAAGGAAUUUCAGCAAACAUCCACAGCAUCAGUUAUUUCAGGAAAUCUUUAUGGCUCUGGUGAGAAACAGACUCAUAUGCAGAGAGUGGGUUAAUCGUGCUCCAUCCAUUCAUUUUCUGAGAGUGUUAAUUUGUCUGAGGCUGCUAAUGCGGGAUCCAAGUUAUCAGGAAAUACUCCAUAAAUUGGGUGGUAUUGAAGACCUUGCUCAGUACAUGGAGGCCGUGACCGACGAGUACCUGGGCUACGCUGAGGAGCAGCACUGCGUGGACAAGCUGGUCAACAUGACGUAUAUUUUUCAAAAACUCGCUGCUGUGAAAGACCAAAGAGAAUGGGUCACUGCAAGUGGAGCCCACAAGACAUUAGUGAAUUUACUUGGUGCCCGAGACACCAAUGUUCUGCUGGGGACUCUUCUGGCACUGGCUAGCUUAGCCGAGAGUCCUGAGUGUAGGGAGAAGAUCAGUGAACUCAACGUAGUAGAAAAUCUGUUGAUGAUUCUACAUGAAUAUGACUUACUCUCCAAAAGACUCACGGCCGAGCUCCUGCGCCUGCUUUGUGCCGAGCCCCAGGUGAAGGAGCAGGUAAAACUCUAUGAAGGGAUCCCCAUCCUGCUCAGUCUGCUCCAUUCUGACCACUUGAAGCUACUGUGGAGUGUGGUCUGGAUCCUGGUGCAGGUGUGUGAGGACCCGGAGACCAGCGUGGAAAUCCGCAUCUGGGGAGGCAUCAAGCAGCUCCUUCAUAUUUUACAAGGAGACAGAAAUUUUGUUUCUGACCGUUCUUCCAUUGGAAGCCUGUCCAGUGCAAAUGCUGCAGGACGUAUCCAACAGCUUCAUCUGACCGAAGAUUUAAGCCCCGUGGAAAUCCAGGAAAACACUGUCUCUCUCCAAGCAGCCUGCUGUGCUGCCCUCACUGAGCUGGCCCUCAAUGAUACCAAUGCCCACCAAGUGGUUCAGGAAAAUGGUGUAUAUACAAUAGCAAAAUUAAUUUUACCAAAUAAACAAUCAAAUGCAGCAAAAACUAACCUACUACAGUGUUAUGCCUUCAGAACCCUGAGGUUUCUCUUCAGUAUGGAAAGGAACAGGCCACUCUUUAAAAGACUUUUCCCCACCGACCUGUUUGAGACCUUCAUUGACAUAGGACAUUAUGUUCGUGAUAUCGGUGCUUACGAGGACUUGGUAUCACAGUUGAAUUUACUAUUGGAAGAUGAACUGAAGCAAAUUGCUGAGAAUAUUGAAAGCAUCAAUCAGAAGAAAGCACCCUUGAAGUACAUAGGUGACUAUGCUGUGCUGGACCACCUUGGAAGUGGAGCUUUUGGUUGUGUUUAUAAGGUUAGAAAGCGCAGUGGUCAAAAUCUUUUAGCAAUGAAGGAGGUGAAUUUGCACAACCCAGCAUUUGGAAAGGAUAAGAAAGACCGAGACAGCAGUGUGAAGAACAUCGUUUCUGAGUUAACAAUAAUUAAGGAGCAGCUCUAUCAUCCCAAUGUUGUACGUUAUUAUAAAACAUUUUUGGAAAAUGACAGGCUGUAUAUUGUUAUGGAGCUGAUAGAAGGGGCCCCACUCGGAGAGCACUUCAGUUCUUUGAAGGAAAAACAUCACCAUUUCAGCGAAGAGCGACUGUGGAAAAUAUUUAUACAGCUGUGUUUAGCUCUUCGGUACCUACACAAGGAGAAGAGGAUUGUUCACAGAGACCUCACGCCAAACAACAUUAUGCUGGGAGAUAAGGACAAAGUGACAGUUACUGACUUUGGCCUGGCAAAGCAAAAGCAGGAAAGCAGUAAGCUCACGUCUGUGGUGGGAACGAUCCUCUAUUCUUGCCCAGAGGUCCUGAAGAGUGAGCCGUAUGGAGAGAAGGCUGAUGUCUGGGCUGCAGGCUGCAUCCUUUAUCAGAUGGCGACUCUGAGUCCUCCCUUCUGCAGCACCAACAUGCUCUCCUUGGCUACUAAAAUAGUGGAGGCUGUGUAUGAGCCAGUGCCCGAAGGUAUCUACUCUGAAAAAGUGACAGAUACUAUUAGAAGGUGCCUCACUCCUGAUGCAGAAGCCCGUCCAGAUAUUGUAGAAGUUAGUUCCAUGAUAUCCGACGUCAUGAUGAAGUAUUUAGACAGCUUAUCCACAUCCCAGCUAGCCUUGGAGAGAAAACUGGAACGGGAGCGGAGGCGCACACAGAGAUAUUUUAUGGAAGCCAACAGGAAUGCUGUCACGUGUCACCAUGAGCUGGCUCUUCUGUCCCAGGAGACCUUUGAGAAGGCAAGCCUGAGCAGCAGCAGCAGUGGGGCAGCCAGCCUGAAAAGCGAACUUUCAGAGAGCGCAGAGCUCCCUGGAGAGGGCUGCCAUGUCUCCUGUGGGAAGGAGGAGGACAGGCUCUGCGAGGAGGUGCUGUCAGAGGACAACUUCCAGCUGGAGAGUGUGGAGAAAGACCUGUAUUCGGAGCUAGACUACGAGCCGGACGUCUCGGACAACUGUAGCAGCUCCAGUUCAAGCCCCCUAAAGGAGUCUACCUUCAGCAUUUUAAAGAGAAGUUUCAGUGCAUCGGGAAGAGAAAGGCAUUCACAGGCAAGGGACUUCAUUGGUGGACUAGGAUCAAGACCAAGACCAGGGCCACAGAUGAGCACAUUUGUGGUAGAAUCAACAUCUGCAGGCAUUGCUGUAUCGCAGCGGAAGGUGCGGCAGAUCUGCGACCCCAUUCAGCAGAUCCUGAUCCAGCUGCAUAAAGUCAUCUACAUCACGCAGCUCCCUCCAGCACUGCACCAUGAUCUGAAGAGAAGGGUUAUAGAGAGAUUCAAGAAGUCCCUUUUCAGCCAGCAGAGUAAUCCGUGUAACCUGAAAUCUGAAAUUAAGAAGCUGUCUCAGGGCUCUCCGGAACUCAUUGAACAGAACUUUCUUACCUCAGAUUAUCACUUACUUCACCAUUCACGGGCUGCAAACAACUGGUCCCCAAGUGACCCUGCAGGUCCACCCAGAAGCCUUGAAGUGGAAGAGGGAAUCACAUACGAGCAGAUGCAGACUGUGAUUGAAGAAGUCCUAGAGGAAAGUGGCUAUUACAACUUUACAACCAAGAGGUGUCACUCUUUUCCAUGGGGGACCAAGAGCUACACAGCCCAAAGAUGA
Molecule: messenger RNA, 3381 nt
Organism: Apodemus sylvaticus (European woodmouse)
Lineage: Eukaryota; Metazoa; Chordata; Mammalia; Rodentia; Muridae
Gene: Nek10
Product: NIMA related kinase 10
Exons: 36
Coding region: 1-3381 (1126 amino acids)
Biological process (GO): protein phosphorylation
Molecular function (GO): ATP binding; protein serine/threonine kinase activity
Source: RefSeq, a predicted model, not a curated record